AAGGCAGCAAGCGCCAUGACGGAAGCCUGGAACGUGGCUGUCUUUGCAGCCCGCCGGCGCAACGAUGAUGAUGAUACCACGCGGGGAAGCGUGUUCGUUUACACCAACACGAACAACACCCGGGGCCCCUUUGAAGGUCCAAACUUCCACAUUGCGCCACGUUGGGUCUACAAUCUCGUUUCUCUCUGGAUGAUUAUCGUCGUCAUUGCUUCAACCUUCACCAAUGGAUUAGUGUUAGUGGCCACUGCCAAAUUCAAGAAGCUGCGGCAUCCACUCAACUGGAUCCUGGUGAACUUGGCAUUUGUUGAUCUGAUUGAGACGAUCAUUGCCAGCACGAUCAGCGUUAUCAACCAGUUCUUUGGCUAUUUCAUCCUGGGCCAUCCUUUGUGCGUCAUAGAGGGAUACAUAGUAUCUGCUUGUGGUAUCACAGGCCUCUGGUCCCUGGCCGUCAUCUCCUGGGAGCGCUGGUUUGUCGUCUGCAAGCCCUUUGGAAACGUCAAGUUUGAUUCCAAACUGGCCAUCAUUGGCAUUAUCUUUGCCUGGGUAUGGGCUUGGGGGUGGUCAGCACCACCCAUAUUUGGCUGGAGCAGGAUCUGGCCUCAUGGUCUGAAGACAUCCUGCGGUCCUGAUGUCUUCAGUGGCAACGUUGAGCUUGGCUGCCAGUCCUACAUGCUCACCCUCAUGUGCACCUGUUGUUUCUUUCCACUCUUUGUCAUCAUAUUCUGCUACCUGCAAGUGUGGAUGGCUAUUCAUGCGGUGGCCGCCCAGCAGAAAGAGUCCGAGUCAACCCAGAAGGCGGAAAGGGAGGUGUCAAGAAUGGUGAUGGUCAUGAUUGCAGCCUUCGUGGUCUGCUGGGGACCUUAUACCUCCUUCGUCACCUUUGCCUCCAUCUACCCUGGCUAUGCCUUCCACCCCCUUGCCGCUGCCUUGCCCGCCUACUUCGCAAAGAGCGCCACCAUCUACAACCCAAUCAUCUACGUCUUCAUGAACAGACAGUUCCGUAACUGCAUACUGCAGCUCUUUGGAAAGAAGGUGGACGAUGGCUCUGAAGCCUCCACCACAUCCCGCACUGAGGUCUCCUCCGUCUCUAACUCCUCUGUAGCGCCAGCAUAA
Eublepharis macularius is the source of this 1113-nucleotide messenger RNA. RefSeq names its product green-sensitive opsin P521. The transcript has 6 exons. Gene Ontology annotation, biological process: visual perception; G protein-coupled receptor signaling pathway; phototransduction. Gene Ontology annotation, molecular function: G protein-coupled receptor activity. NCBI's taxonomy places the organism in Eukaryota, Metazoa, Chordata, Lepidosauria, Squamata, Eublepharidae. Gene Ontology annotation, cellular component: photoreceptor outer segment; membrane. Bases 16 to 1113 code for a protein of 365 amino acids. The record is from RefSeq and is a predicted model, not a curated record.